UCUCUUCUCUUCUCUUCUUCUUCCUCCCUAAAAAUAUCCAUCCAAUUAUAUAUUAAAAGCACGUAUGCUCUCCUAGCUCCUCCAUUCCAUCUACAAAAGCUCAAAGCCAUCUCUCUUCCUUCCGUAAUUAAUCGUCCUAAUUUGUGACGCCAUUGAUUGAUCGAAGGAUGAGGGAGAUACUGCACGUGCAGGCAGGGCAGUGCGGGAACCAGAUCGGGGGCAAGUUCUGGGAGGUGGUGUCGGACGAGCACGGCAUCGAUCCCAAGGGCAACUACGUGGGGCAGUCUCGCCUGCAGCUGGAGCGGGUGAACGUCUACUACAACGAGGCGAGCGGGGGGCGGUACGUCCCCCGCGCGGUGCUCAUGGACCUGGAGCCCGGCACCAUGGACGCCCUCCGCACCGGCCCCUACGGCCAGCUCUUCCGCCCCGACAACUUCGUCUUCGGACAGAACGGCGCCGGCAACAACUGGGCCAAGGGGCACUACACCGAGGGCGCCGAGCUCAUCGACGCCGUGCUCGACGUCGUCCGCAAGGAAGCAGAGAAUUGCGACUGCCUCCAAGGGUUUCAGAUCUGCCACUCGCUGGGGGGAGGCACGGGGUCGGGGAUGGGCACGUUGCUGAUCUCCAAGGUAAGGGAGGAGUACCCCGACCGGAUGAUGCUGACCUUCUCCGUGUUCCCGUCGCCGAAGGUCUCCGACACGGUCGUCGAGCCGUACAAUGCGACGCUGUCGGUGCACCAGCUGGUGGAGAACGCCGACGAGUGCAUGGUGCUCGACAACGAGGCCCUCUACGACAUCUGCUUCCGCACCCUCAAGCUCACCAAUCCCAGCUUUGGUGAUUUGAACCAUCUGAUAUCGACGACGAUGAGCGGGGUGACGUGCUGCCUGCGCUUCCCGGGGCAGCUGAACUCCGACCUGCGGAAGCUGGCGGUGAACUUGAUUCCCUUCCCGCGGCUACACUUCUUCAUGGUGGGGUUCACCCCGCUGACGUCGCGCGGGUCGCAGCAGUACCGCGCGCUGACCAUUCCGGAGCUGACGCAGCAGAUGUGGGACUCCAAGAACAUGAUGUGCGCCGCCGACCCGCGGCACGGCCGCUACCUGACGGCGUCCGCCAUGUUCCGCGGGAGGAUGAGCACCAAGGAGGUGGACGAGCAGAUGAUCGCGGUGCAGAACAAGAAUUCGUCCUACUUCGUCGAGUGGAUCCCCAACAACGUGAAGUCGAGCGUGUGCGACAUCCCGCCCACCGGACUCUCCAUGUCCGCCACCUUCAUGGGCAACUCCACCUCCAUCCAGGAGAUGUUCAGGCGCGUGUCGGAGCAGUUCACCGUCAUGUUCCGACGCAAGGCUUUCCUCCACUGGUACACCGGCGAGGGCAUGGACGAGAUGGAGUUCACCGAGGCCGAGAGCAACAUGAACGACCUCGUCUCCGAGUACCAACAGUACCAGGACGCCGUCGCCGACGCCGGCGACGAAGAGGACGCUGCCUACGCCGAAGAAGACAAUUAAUUAAUUACUCAAGCGACGACAAAUCCAAAUACAAGUAUAUAGACAUAUUUUCUUUCCGCGAUCGAUCGAUCGAUCGAUCGAGUGUGAUCGUAUAUGCCCUAUGAGUGCUGUCGUUGGUAAUAUUUGUUCUAUAAUUCUGUUGUCGAUUUCUACACGUACGUUCAAUAAUUCACCGGUCUGUCUAUGCAGUGUGAUUGGAUGGUUCAUGUAGAUUAAGAUGGAGAACUUUGCUUAUUGGAAGAACUAUAUAUAUAUAUAUAUUACCCCAAUUUUUUUUUGACA
Zingiber officinale is the source of this 1787-nucleotide messenger RNA. RefSeq names its product tubulin beta-7 chain-like. Gene Ontology annotation, cellular component: microtubule; cytoplasm. The transcript is spliced from 3 exons. Gene Ontology annotation, biological process: mitotic cell cycle; microtubule cytoskeleton organization. Gene Ontology annotation, molecular function: GTP binding; structural constituent of cytoskeleton; GTPase activity. Bases 168 to 1505 code for a protein of 445 amino acids. The record is from RefSeq and is a predicted model, not a curated record. NCBI's taxonomy places the organism in Eukaryota, Viridiplantae, Streptophyta, Magnoliopsida, Zingiberales, Zingiberaceae.